AUGUGGGCUAACAAUUUUCCAGUUUCAUCAGUUGUUGUUGACCUGAGGUCUUUGUCAAAGUCAAAAGUCUUGAUAUUCGAAAGUCUGCCAGUUAGCCCUGAAGGCAAAGGCCUAUUCGAAAAUUGUCUUAAAAAAAUGAUGUGGCCUAAAAAUACCUGCCUAAAGGAAGUAUUUGAACAAAAUUUCAAAUUUGUUAUGGACGGCGGCAUAAAGAAAAGUCGAAAACCCAAUCCACGUGAAAAUGCUUUUCCUCUAUCAGCUGCAACAUUUUCGCGUGACUUAGACGAAUCGGACCUAACUGAAACUCUCACAGAACAUAAAUCCAGCAUCCUCGGAAAUAAGAUGGAGAUUUAUUGGAAGGCAGAGGAAGAGCGAGCGGCCGCUAGAAAAACGGAACCUUCCCUCCAGAGGGUGCUGAUAAAAGUUUUCGGAUGGGAGUUUUUAUUUUAUGGAAUAGUUUUGUCUUUGAGCGAAGCGAUUCGGAUAGCCCAACCAAUGGUGUUAGGCCUUCUUAUAGCAUUUUACACCCCUGGUCAGACAGACAUCACGCAAGGGGAUGCCUACUAUUAUGCAGGAGGGGUAGUUUUAUGCUCCCUGAUCAAUAUCAUGUGUGCCCACCCUUACAUGCUCGGGGUGCUUCAUUUGGGGAUGAAAAUGAGGGUAGCAUGUUGUUCCUUAAUUUACAGGAAGUCAUUGAGACUUAGCAAAACCGCCUUAGGAGAGACUACUGCUGGUCAGGUAGUCAAUCUCUUAUCGAAUGACGUCAAUAGAUUUGAUGUGGCGGUACUAUUCGCCCACCAAUUGUGGGUGGGACCAAUCGAAACUAUCAUUUGUUCUUAUUUAAUGUACUUACAAGUCGGUAUUUUUGCCACCGUUGGAGUAUUGGUUUUGAUACUGUUCAUACCCAUUCAGAUUUACUUAGGAAAACGUCUUUCUAUUUUACGUUUGAAAACGGCACUGCGAACAGAUGAAAGAGUUCGUUCGAUGAAUGAAAUUAUAUCUGGUAUACAAGUAAUAAAAAUGUAUGCUUGGGAAAAACCAUUCGCACAAUUAGUUUCGUUAGCAAGAAGAUUCGAGAUAAAAUCUAUUCGAACAUCCUCCUUUAUGCGAGGAGUACUGCUCUCUUUCAUCAUGUACAGCACCAGGAUCUCAAUUUUCGUCAGUAUUCUUGCCUAUGUCCUAUCCGGGUACGACAUAACGGCAGAAAAAGUAUUCGUACUUACCUCGUUUUACAAUAUCCUACGUCAAACCAUGACAGUUUUUUUCCCGCAAGGGAUAUCUCAAGUAGCAGAAGCCAAAGUUUCAAUAAGAAGACUGAAUAAGUACAUGAUGUAUGAUGAAACACAGAUUGCCAAAGCUAAUAGAAAAUCGGAGAUGAUGUGGAAAGGAAAAGCUGAAAGUGAUCUCAGCAAGUCGAUGAAUGGGGUCGGGACCCAGAAAGAAUUGGGGAUCAGUUUAACGAAUGCCAGCGCAAAGUGGAGUGAAUCCUCUAUGGACAAUACCUUGAGCGAUAUCAAUUUGAAGGUAGGUCCUAACCAAUUACUAGGGGUGAUAGGCCCCGUAGGUAGCGGCAAAAGCUCUCUACUCCACGUCAUCCUCCAAGAACUCCCAUUAAUCGACGGCACGUUGAAAGUGUCGGGGGAAAUAAGCUACGCAUCGCAAGAUCCGUGGCUGUUCGCGGGCUCCGUGCGGCAAAACAUCCUCUUCGGUCUGCCCAUGGACAAACUGCGGUACAAGACGGUCGUCAAAAAAUGUGCCUUAGAAAGGGACUUUUCACUGCUGCCCUACGGCGACAAAACGAUGGUGGGGGACAGGGGGGUGUCGCUGAGCGGGGGCCAAAGGGCGCGGAUCAACUUGGCGAGGGCGGUGUACAAACCGGCCGACAUUUAUCUUCUCGACGAUCCCCUUUCUGCGGUGGACACGCAUGUGGGCAAGGAAUUGUUCGAGCAGUGUAUCACCGGGUAUUUGAGAAACAAAAUUGUCGUUCUGGUCACGCAUCAGAUACAGUAUCUUCAAGAGGUCGAUGAUAUCUUGUAUUUGGAGGAUGGGAUACCAAAGACAGGUACUUUUAGAGAACUCCAAGCGAGUGGUCUCGAUUUCACCAAGGUGCUAGGAGAGCACGUCACCAAAGAGGAAGAGAUAAAGGAAGAAUCGGAAAUCGGCCGGCAGAUGUCCAUCAGGAGCGUCGCUUCCGUGGAAGUCGAAGCUCCCAAAGAAAUCGAGGAACAGAAAGGAAGUGGCUCGAUCGGGUCCUAUGUAUACAAAGCUUAUUUCAAAGCUGGUGGAAACUGUUUUGUGAUAUUCAAUUUAUUCGUGUUGUUUUUUGCUUCACAACUAUUUGCUAGUGCCUCGGACUAUUACUUAACUUACUGGGUUAAUAUAGAACAAGAAAACAACGCCGAAAGACACAAUUACAUUCAAACAAACAAUAGAUCGAACACAACGACACUGUCGACACUUCAAAAAAACGACUUCUGGCACUUUUCUCGAGAAGUUUCCAUCUACAUCUACUCCAUCCUCAUAGUUUUGCUGAUCAUACUCACUCUGCUGAGGACGUUCGCGUUCUUCUCAAUCUGCAUGAAGGCCUCAACCAAACUCCACGACAACAUGUUCACCAGCAUCACGAGAGCUACCAUGCGGUUCUUCCACACCAACAGUUCCGGAAGGAUCCUCAACAGGUUCUCCAAAGACAUGGGCGCCAUAGACGAACAACUGCCUGCCGCCAUGAUCGAUUGUUUGCAGAUCGGCCUGGCCUUGCUCGGUAUAAUCAUCGUCGUCGCUGUUGUCAGUCCCUGGUUGAUGAUACCGACUUUCCUGAUCGGGAUUGUCUUUUAUUUUUUCAGGAUAUUUUAUUUGAGGACCAGCAGGAAUGUCAAGAGAUUGGAGGGAACAACCCGGAGCCCUGUAUUUUCCCACUUGAAUGCGUCACUCUUAGGAUUAACCACGAUAAGAGCGUUUGGCGCAGAAGAAAUUUUGACUCGUGAGUUUGAUAAUCACCAAGACUUGCAUAGUUCAGCUUGGUACAGUUUUAUAUCUACCUCGAGAGCAUUUGGGUACUGGUUGGAUUUAGUAUGUAUUGGGUACAUUGCAUUGGUGACCUUUAGUUUUCUACUAAUUGGAACAGAGAAAUUUGGUGGGAAUGUUGGGUUAGCAAUUACUCAAGCUAUCGGUCUGACAGGUAUGUUCCAGUGGGGUAUGAGACAAUCCACAGAACUCGAAAAUCAAAUGACAUCAGUAGAAAGGGUAGUGGAAUACACUAAUAUAGAACAUGAAGCCGAAUUGGAGUCCACCCCGAGCAAGAAACCGCCAGAUUCCUGGCCCAAAGAUGGAAACAUCGAAUUCAGACACGUAUUUUUGAGGUAUUUCCCCCACGAUCCCUACGUACUGAAAGAUCUAAACUUCACGAUAUUGGCUAAAGAGAAAGUUGGUAUAGUUGGUAGAACAGGUGCAGGAAAAUCCUCUCUCAUCAACGCAAUUUUUCAACUGAGCGACACGACUGGAGAGAUCUUGAUAGACUCGGUUAAUAUUUCCGAUAUCGGACUGCAUGAUUUGAGGUCGAAGAUUUCUAUAAUUCCUCAGGAGCCAGUGUUGUUUUCGGGCACUAUGAGGAAGAAUUUGGACCCGUUCGAUGAGUAUUCAGACGCCGACCUGUGGAGGGCUCUGGAAGACGUCGAACUCAAAGAGGUCGUCGAAGAUCUGACGGCCGGCCUCAACUCGAAGAUGUCUGAGGGUGGCACCAACUUCAGCGUCGGGCAGCGGCAGCUCGUCUGCCUCGCCAGGGCCAUCCUGCGCCAGAACAAGGUGCUCGUGCUGGACGAGGCGACGGCCAACGUCGAUCCGCAAACGGACCACCUCAUCCAGAACACGAUCAGGCGCAAGUUCGCGUCGUGCACAGUGCUCACUAUCGCGCACCGGCUGAACACCGUCAUGGACUCGGAUAAGGUGCUGGUGAUGGACGCGGGCAGCGUGAGGCAGUUCGGGCACCCGUUCGAGUUGCUGGAGGACCGGGGCGGCAUUUUCCACGGGAUGGUUCAGCAGACUGGGAAAGCGAUGGCGGAGAGUUUGCUCGCGGUCGCUAAGCGAAGUUACGAACAGCUGGACAGAUGAAUAUUUUGAAGACCUAACAUACGGGCUGAAUAGGUUCCUUUGAAUAACUCUGAAUCUGUGGUAAAAUGUACUAGUGCAUGAGUCACAAUGGUCUCAAAUGUUAUGUGAUUUGCAGGAGAAAGUAUUAUAUCCAAUAUAUCGGUUUUGCCAUAGUUCAAUUUAGCAAAUUGAACGAUUUGUUGAAUAAGUAUAUUUAUAAAUGUUUGCCUUGCUACGUCAGCAUCAGGCAACAGUUACAGUUUGUGUUUGUAGUGAUUUCACUGGUGACUUAUUUGAAAUUAUUUCCAGCUUCUGUAUGUUAUACAGGGUGGGAUGAUAGGAUUGACAGGGCGCCAGAGGCCGAUUUUUAUUAUUAAUAAAAGAAAGAGAAAUAAACUUAUGGAUGAAAUUUCUGAUCCAUUCUCACGCCUAUACAGUACAUGACACUUCGCCUCAUGGACAAGACAGUGAAUGAAUAAAAAGGAAAUAACUUCGGUAUCAUUAACGGAAAAGAUAUCUAUCUAUAUCUCAGCUAUC
Molecule: messenger RNA, 4623 nt
Organism: Phaedon cochleariae (mustard beetle)
Lineage: Eukaryota; Metazoa; Arthropoda; Insecta; Coleoptera; Chrysomelidae
Source: the annotation of a GenBank genome assembly